CAAACAAACUAUGGGUUCGGGAACUCUCUCUGUGAGCGUCUGUGCGAAGAGCGCCGAAGGGAUGGUCUGCACGGACUCGCCGUUCAGUACGGACUCAUUGGAGACGUCGGCGCCGCUCUUGACUUCAAUCUCAGCGAUACUAUGACUUCUGUACGCAAACAACGGGUGCUCUCGGCUAUCGAUGUAUUGGACAAACUGUUGGCCAUUCAAUACCCGAUCGUCACAUCGCAAUUAAAAGAGGACAUAAUGUCGGCCCAAUUGUCCGGCAAAGUGGGCGUCCGAGUGGUGGGCGAGUUGUGGUCAGUGCUGGGCAUCGAUCCCAACACUACUCCCGACAACACAACUAUCGGAGAGAUAGGACUCGAGUCUCUGUUUGCCAUACAAUUACAACAUGAGCUCAAAGACCAACUCGACAUCAAUGUGUCGCUCAAUCAGUUGAAGGGUUUGACUGUCGGUAUGUUUAAGGAUUACAAUAGCGGCAAUCAGGAGCCCAUACUUAACCAAUUAAAAGCCUAA
This is a messenger RNA of Medioppia subpectinata, 516 nucleotides long. Lineage: Eukaryota; Metazoa; Arthropoda; Arachnida; Sarcoptiformes; Oppiidae. The record is from the annotation of a GenBank genome assembly.